AUGGCGUUAAAAUUGAUGUCCGUUACGUUGGGCAUCCUGCAGUUGACUGCGGCGUUACCAACAAUACUACAAGACCUGGAGAUGGCUGAUGACACUAUGUCAAUAGGAUCGUACAUACGAGAAGCUAGGGCCGCCCCGCCAGAAAACUUUCACAGAUCAUAUGAGAAUGAAGGUGAUGGUGAAAUAGGAUAUUCGAGAAAGAAGUCUGGUGGUGGUAAGAAAGGCUACCAGCAUUUCAACUCAUACCACAAGAAGGCAGGCGAUAACUACGAAUUCGAGAAGCAGGACUCAUUCGGUCACGACGACGAGGGUCAAGCGGGGGCUCACAGCCACAACCAUGAGACAAAAGCUCAGAAAUAUCGGGAACCUGAGGCUGAAGACGUCGGUGACGACGAGGAGAAGAGACCAGCCGAGACAAACAAGGGGAGACAUCAUGAAGAGCUAAAAGAGGGCGCUAGCGAUGGCAACGGCGGCACAGAAUCUUUCGGUCAUGAUCCCAAUGACUACAUACUUCCUGAAAAAUAUACGUACGGAAGCGGGGAGGAAUAUAAUUUUUAG
Molecule: messenger RNA, 558 nt
Organism: Bombyx mandarina (wild silkworm)
Lineage: Eukaryota; Metazoa; Arthropoda; Insecta; Lepidoptera; Bombycidae
Source: RefSeq, a predicted model, not a curated record